AUGAGGACUUGCAGCAGGAAGCCAUGGUUGACAGUAUCUGCUGAGAACUUUUCCCUUCCAUUGGUAUUUGACAUGGAAGAGAACCAGGAGGAGUGCAUCUUUGUUGGGUGGCUCUUGUCUAUGCCAUACCUUCACUGAAUUGAGGUGCACAGCUACACCCUCAUUCAGCUGGAAGGUUGGUUCAUAGCCACAUGCCAGACCCAUGUCGCCGUAGUUGGACUGCCUGUGGCAAGGCAGUGGCUAUGUGAUAUGAUGUGGAGCAUGGGGAGCUGGGACUCCGACUGGCAGGCUCAAGGUCAGUGUCCUUGGCUGAAUUGUAGAGCUGUGCGGCUUCUUGAUUUCUUCAGGAAUCGCUUGGGUGGCCGGAAAUCCAGGUACUCCAGAGAGUCCUUCAAGAUAGUGCCCUGGAGCCACAGCCAUUUUGGUGGUCUUCAGUCUGGAAUUGCAGCAAGGUAG
Acinonyx jubatus (cheetah) is the source of this 456-nucleotide messenger RNA. RefSeq names its product KH domain containing 1 like (gene KHDC1L). The transcript is spliced from 2 exons. The record is from RefSeq and is a predicted model, not a curated record. Gene Ontology annotation, cellular component: cytoplasm. Gene Ontology annotation, molecular function: RNA binding. Lineage: Eukaryota; Metazoa; Chordata; Mammalia; Carnivora; Felidae.